Mercenaria mercenaria is the source of this 2687-nucleotide messenger RNA. RefSeq names its product carbohydrate sulfotransferase 15-like. The record is from RefSeq and is a predicted model, not a curated record. Bases 325 to 1776 code for a protein of 483 amino acids. NCBI's taxonomy places the organism in Eukaryota, Metazoa, Mollusca, Bivalvia, Venerida, Veneridae. Gene Ontology annotation, molecular function: N-acetylgalactosamine 4-sulfate 6-O-sulfotransferase activity. The transcript is spliced from 8 exons. Gene Ontology annotation, biological process: hexose biosynthetic process.
UAUUAGCUAUCAGUGUAAAUUGAUAGAUGUCCAUAAGUUUCAAGUUUGUAUUUUACUUCAUUUAAGUAUUUGCGCUUUUUGUUUACAAGAAUUUUCGAAAUAUAGCUGUGUUAUGUUAUUUAUAUGCAUGUAGAAGGAUAGACAUAACAUUUUAAUAAUUAUGAUAUAUAGACAUAAGUUGGAAAAUCUAUACAAAAACAAGUAUGGAAGUAAAUGGAUUCUAUACAUGUAUUGCUAAAUUACUGCUUUCGAAGAGUUAUGUUAUAAACCGUCCGACAAUAUCGUAAACCUCAUUCGCUUUCUCUUACGGAAACAAUAUUUACAAUGGCGCCAAAAGUUCUUAUGGUAAGAAGGAUUGUUUUUAUAUUGGUACUGUGCACCUUGUUUUCCGUUCCGCUUCGAAUGUUAUUGAGUGAAAAUAGUGCUCAAACUGAGUUGGACGGACUUAAUUAUCAACAAAAGAACAUAAAAAGGGGUGUCUCCACAGAUUCUAAAGGACAACUUCUUCACAAACAGUCAAAUUCAAUGAAGCAAAGAACAAAGUGUUCAGCACAUUUACUGUAUAACAAAAUUUUCCAGCAAGAAAAUUUAGUACACAAGGACUUAAAAUUGGAACAAAAUAUCGAAAAAUAUUGUGGAGCAAGAGAAAAUGUUUACAGAAUCUUGGAUAUGGACCCUAUACGAUUUGACCCAGCCUUUAAGAAUCCCUGCUGGAUAGGGACAAAUGAUAACGGACCUGUUGCAGACGAUCAAAUACAUUGUCUUCCAUACUUUUAUAUUUUAGGAGUGAAAAAGUGCGGAACUACUGACAUUUUUUCAAGACUAAACCUCCAUCCAUUGUUCAAAAAAGCAGGAGUGAAAGAGCAUCAGUGGUUUCCAAGGUUACGGUUUGGCCGUGCAGUUGGUAAUCCAGUCAGCAACGAAUACAUAAAAGGUCUUAUUAGAGAUGGUCCCGAUGUACAGAGUGUCAAUUUCUACAUCGCUAUGUUUGAUCCGGUGUCACGGUAUAUUCAGUCGAAUCCAGGUCGGGUCAAGACUGGAAAUGGAAAAAAGGUCAAAGAAUGGAGUGGACAGAAAUACCACAUUAUUACAGGUGACGCAACAACAAACACAAUGUUCGAGAAUCCAAGAUGGCGGUCAUGGCCCGGAAAUGAAGGUCUUUCAGAGCCGCAUUAUACAAACUUACACUACAUCAAGCAUUUAACCCCGGCCGCAAAAAUUAUCAUAUUUUUUCGCGACCCAGUUAAACGAUUAUAUUCGGACUUCCUAUAUACAAUGAGGUACAAGUUUGAGAAAUUGAUAUCACCGCAGUUAUUCCAUAAGCAGGUCCUGCAUACAAUAGCAGCAUAUAAGGACUGCUUCAAAGAUCAUAGUUUGCGGCACUGUUUUUACAACGAGACAAUAAAAGAAAACAUGAAACAGGAAGGAAUACAGUUUGGCGAAGCGUUUCACGGCGGUUUCUACGCAUUCUUAAUGAGAGAAAUAUAUUCUGUAUUUGACAAACAAAAUGUGUUACCUCUAGUGAUGUUUGACAAGGAAUACAGUACCGCAAAAACUAUGAAGAGGGUGUUUCUAUUUUUAGAAAUAGGAAUACCUGACAAGGAGGUGAUGACGAUGAUGCUGCGGAACCACUCGUACAAUAACACAACAAAAAAGAAACGAAAAUAUGGUUCAAUGUUGAACGAGACAAAACGUGUACUACAGGAGUUUUAUCGACCCUACAACCAAGAAAUGGCUGAAGCUAUGAAAGAUGACAGAUAUCUGUUUGACUAUUGACAGUAUUCACCCUCAAAAUCAUUGUAUAAUUGUGCUGUCCAGUGUCAAUAAACGUAAGCAAAUGUGACAAGAGAAAUUUCUCUUAGAAGGUGCAUGACCCGUACUUUUCUCUUCAUUUUAUGUCAGUUUUAUCAUAACACUUUAAAAUAAGGGAAGGAUUUGUUCUCUAAAAUUGGUCUGACUAUAUUUGGUAGCUCUUUAUUAAGGUAUUGACUAAUCUAUGCUAAUAAGAAGUGCAAUUACCAGCUUAAUUAGGUAAUUGCAUGCAUUAAUUCCCUUUUAUUUCAACAAACGUUUCGAUUCGUUACAAUCAUGUUAGAUAUAAUUAGUUUGUUUAAAUUACACAUUAUUUGUUCGAGCAAUUUCAUGUUAUACUAUGUUUUAAAUAGAAGGGAUUUGUAUGAUAUAAGUGAAAACUAUUUUUUUCCUCAACCUGUUAUGAUGCUAAUUUUAGACAGACCUGCCUGACUGUUAUUGAAAGCUUAAAUCGAUACUUUAAUUGAAUUAACCUUGGUCAGCAACUCUGACUCAACGUCAAGUUUGCUUUUUUGUCACAAGCCGAGGUUUCAGACAGUCAACUUCUGUCAUCCCCAGGGUCCAAAGUGGAUCCCUGUCAUUAAAUAGUAUUACUUUGUUUUCAUUAUAUAACGUUGAAGGAAAGCCUGAAUCUGUCAUAUUCUGAUUACGGUAAGAAAAUCUCAUACAAUAUGGUAUAAAGGCGGCUAUUUUCAGUCACAACCUGUUGGUUCCAUAGAGGAUCUCCAUCUUUACAUACUCUUGAGAUCUUUAUCUAAUUGACGACAGGAUUCAUGAUUUUACUUGUCACAUUUAAGUUAAGGAUGAUGUUCUCUAACUAAAACUUGGCGGUUUAUUAUUGUUAAGGGAUUUGCAAAUGAAUUUGGAAACCGUAA